AGUAGUGGUCGAAGCAGGGAAGGGAGGGUAUUAUUGAGGAGAUCUUACUAGAAAAUGCUAGAUAAAACAUAAGACUUCAUAAGUGAAUGAGUUUCAAAUGUAUGGCACAUUCCUGUUUUGUCAUUGUUUGAACAUUAUUCUUGCCUCUUUCCAGGCAAUUUCCAUAAGUUAUAUGGAAGCAGGGAACCAAACAGCUAUUUCAAAAUUCAUCCUUCUGAGCCUUUCAGAAGAUAUGGACCUGCAGCCCCUCCUCUUUGGGCUGUUCCUGUCCAUGUACCUGGUCUGUGUUAUAGGGAACCUGGCCAUCAUCUCAGACUCCCACCACUACUCCCCCAUGUACUUCUUCCUCUCCAACCUGUCCUUCACUGACAUCUGUUUCAGCACCACCACAGUCCCCAAGAUGUUAGUGAACAUCCAGACGCAGAACAAAGACAUCACGUAUGAAGGCUGCCUUACCCAGAUUUUCAUGAUCUUUGCUGGGCUAGAUAAUUUGCCACUGACAGUGAUGGCCUAUGACCGGUUCGUGGCCAUCUGUCACCCUCUAUACUACAUGGUCAUCAUGAAUCCUCGCCUUUGUGGUCUCCUGUUUUUGCUUUAUUGGUUGAUCUGCCUGACAUAUUCUUUGUUGCAAAGCUUGGUUUUGAGGGUGUCCUUCUGCAAAGAGACAGAAAUCCCCCACUUUUUCUGUGAACUUGCUCAGAUUCUCAAGCUCACCUGCUCUGACGCCCUUGUUAAUGAUAUCCUGCUGUAUUUUGUAACUGGCCUGCUGGGUGUUAUUUCCCUGACUGGGAUCCUUUUCUCUUAUUCUAUCUCCUCCAUAAUGGGCAUUUCAUCUACUGGUGGGAAAUAUAAAGUCUUUUCCACCUGUGGGUCUCACCUCUCAGUCAUCUCCUUGUUCUAUGGUGCAGGCCUCGGGGUCUCCCUCACUUCUGGAACAGCCCAUCCCUCCAGAAAGGGUUCAGUAGCCUCGGGGAUGUACACGGUAGUCACCCCCAUGCUGAAUCCCUUCAUCUACAGUCUGAGGAACUGAAGGGGGCUCUGAGGAGACUUUUCACUAGAGGAACGUACUCUCAGUGAGAUAAUGGAAGUUAAGGGCAGGCAACAGAGAUCCCAAGUGCUGAUAACUGGUGUUCCUGAAUAUGUUACCUGAAGACAUAGAAAAGAAAUACCAUUUAUGAUAUACUAGAAGAAAACAUUCCUGAGCCAAAGACAAACUUGAAGCAGCACACCAGAAUGUUCACUGUCCACCAAGAAAGAAUGGCCAACUCUAUAUAGGAAAAAAAUCUAAAAAAGAGUGGAUAUAUGUGUAACUAAUUCACUUUGCUGUACA
Messenger RNA from Orcinus orca (killer whale), 1330 nucleotides. Its product is annotated as olfactory receptor 7D2-like. Gene Ontology annotation, cellular component: membrane. The record is from RefSeq and is a predicted model, not a curated record. Gene Ontology annotation, molecular function: olfactory receptor activity; G protein-coupled receptor activity. NCBI's taxonomy places the organism in Eukaryota, Metazoa, Chordata, Mammalia, Artiodactyla, Delphinidae. Gene Ontology annotation, biological process: G protein-coupled receptor signaling pathway.